This is a messenger RNA of Carassius gibelio (silver crucian carp), 2084 nucleotides long. Its product is annotated as SLAM family member 9-like. The record is from RefSeq and is a predicted model, not a curated record. The transcript is spliced from 4 exons. Lineage: Eukaryota; Metazoa; Chordata; Actinopteri; Cypriniformes; Cyprinidae. Bases 249 to 1115 code for a protein of 288 amino acids.
ACUAAAAGAAAGUUUAUUUUUUUUAUUUUUGUUUAUAAAGAGUAAAGAUUCUUUCUUCUCUGUGUAGGUCUAAAGUCAUUCGAGGAACUCAUGUAGAGUCUGUGAAGGAGGAGUUUAUUCACUCUCUCUGCAGAGCUUCACUAAAUCACUUCACCACACACAGACAGCACUUCUGCUUCUUCUGCUUUGUUAGAAAACAGUCUGCAUUUAAAAGAGCGUCAGGACCUGAUUAUUAUCACAGCCCUGUCAUGAUGAAACGGUUUUGCAAACUCCUGAAGAAAAUGAUUCCUCUUGUCUGUUUGUGCUCAUGGAGUCUGGCUGGUGUGUUUAGUGAAGAAGUGAAGUCAGUGUCGGUGAUGGAGGGAGAUUCUGUCACUCUAAACACUGAUGAUACCGAUAUACAGAAAGAUGAUAAGAUAUUCUGGAGAUUUGGAAACGACAUUCUCAUCGCUCAGUUCAACAGAAAGAACAAUGAGAGCAAGUUUUAUAAUGAUACUGGUGACGGGAGAUUCAGAGACAGACUGAAGCUGGAUCCUCAGACUGGAUCUCUGACCAUCACAAACAUCACAAACACAGACUCUGGACUUUAUAAAGUAACCAUCACCAGUAAACAGACGCCGCUCAACACAUUCAAUCUUACUGUCUAUGAUCGUCUGUCUGUUCCUGUCAUCAGCAGUAACUCUUCACCGUGUUCUUCAUCUUCAUCAUCCUCAUCCUCAGAGCAGAAUUGUUCAUUGGUGUGUUCAGUGGUGAAUGUGGGUCAUGUGACUCUCUCCUGGUACAAAGGAAACAGUUUAUUGUCCAGCAUCAGUGUGUCUGAUCUCAGCAUCAGUCUCUCUCUACCUCUGGAGGUGGAAUAUCAGGAGAAAAACAGCUACAGCUGUGUGCUCAACAAUCCCAUCAGCAACCAGACUCAACAUCUGGACAUCACUCAACUCUGUCACACAUGUGCAGAAGUCUAUAUCUGCUGCUGUGGUUUUACUGAAGCUGCGAUCCGAUUGGCUCUCUCAGCUCUGGUGGGCGUGGCUACUGUUGCUGCGCUGGCUUAUGAAUUCAGAUCCAGAAACCUUCAACAGAGGAGAAGAGAGAAGACAAGAUCAUCAAACUCUGAUUAAUUCGAUGUUUAGGACAGUGGAGAUGCUCUUAAACUGCUUUGAGUAUAUUUAUCAAUAUAUUUCUAAAUAAAUGUCACUUAAAUUAUUAUAAAUUAAUUUUAUCAAAUGUAAAUGCCCAUUAAAAAUAUAUUUUAGCUAUUUUUUUCACUUAUAUUGUGUUUGUCUAUAACUUUUUACAAUACAAAUCUUUCUGCUUUACAAAUAAUAGACCCUUUAAAACAGGGGUUCUUAACCUUUUUGAUGUCGGGCCCAAAUUUUACAGUACAAAGUGGCCCAGGGCCCAAUCAAAUAUUAGCACUGUAUUGGUUUAUUGAUCUCAGCCUUGGUUUGAUUUGUAUUCAAUAACUAUAUGGAAUCCACAUGCAGUUUAACAGUUUAUUAUUCAUGUGUAUAUAAACCUGCACAUAAAACAAGAUGCCAAACACACAACAAUUCAAGGAACAAAUCAAUCUGCAUCAAGAACAAAAUUAAAAGGCUCAAGUCAGGCAUAUUAACACAAAAAUUCUGUAAGAUUUGACAGAUUCUACUUACAAAAAAAUUACAUUUAUAUAAAAUAAAAACAACAAAAUGUUUUGCUAAAAAUAAAUUCAAAAUAAUAUUUUUCUAAUGAAAUAAGUUACAAAUAAAGUGCAAAUGAAAAAAUAUAGGCUUAGUAAAAGACCGCUCCUGGAACGCACUGAUGCUUGUUUGACAGACCAAAGCCGCACGCAGUGUGAACGCUGGAAUCCAUUAACAUGGUUGCGUAAACAAAACAUGCAACGCAUACACACUUCAGAUGGAGUAUGUGUGUAAUUCAGCAUGUGCAGCACAGCAAAAAUAACUCGGUACAGGCGAAUCAGAAGCAGAGCGGUAGGAUUCGCGAGACCAUGUUAUUUGCCUGUCCAUCACUACAGCCUGUGGUCCAACAUUGUUUUUCUUGAUUUCUGUGUGCUCUAACAUGGUUGGCUAAAUGUUAAUGCUUUAUCCGGU